Astyanax mexicanus (Mexican tetra) is the source of this 2511-nucleotide messenger RNA. It is a transcript of the gene batf2, whose product is annotated as basic leucine zipper ATF-like transcription factor 2. Gene Ontology annotation, molecular function: RNA polymerase II cis-regulatory region sequence-specific DNA binding; DNA-binding transcription factor activity, RNA polymerase II-specific. The transcript has 3 exons. Bases 99 to 605 code for a protein of 168 amino acids. Gene Ontology annotation, cellular component: nucleus. Gene Ontology annotation, biological process: regulation of transcription by RNA polymerase II. The record is from RefSeq and is a predicted model, not a curated record. NCBI's taxonomy places the organism in Eukaryota, Metazoa, Chordata, Actinopteri, Characiformes, Acestrorhamphidae.
AGACCGUGCACGUGUGUGCGCGCGCGCGUGUUUAAAGCAGCUUGUCGGCGGUGGGGGCAGUAACAGUAGAGCUCAGGCUGCUGCAGGGCUCAGUCGAGAUGCCGGUAGCGCUGAUGGAUAAACUGGAAGGGGGAUCGAGCUCUGUGUGUGGAAGCGACUCUCAGAGUCCUCGCGACUGGGAGACUGAUCAGCCAGUGGGGAGAGUAUGUCAUCGGCGACAGAGAAACAGAGAUGCAGCACGAAGGAGUCGCAAGAAACAAACCGAGAGAGCAGAUGUGCUACAUGAGGAACUGCAGGCUCUGGAGCAGUCCAACGCUGCCUUUGUGAAAGAGAUCGAUGAUCUGAAGAAGGAGCUGCAGCACUACCAUACAGUUUUAAAGGAACAUGAACCCCACUGUACGGUACACUGCUUGUCUCAGCCUUCAGUGCCCUUCACAGCUUCCAUACCCAGCACCUUCACCACAGACAUGACCCCUUCACUCUUCAAUCCAAGCCCUGUUCAAGACCUUCCACUUCCACCUUCAUCCAUACCAGAGUCAGAAAUCUCUCUGGCCGAUUUACUGGACAGGGCUGACUGGCUGCCAUGGGACCCGAUGGACCUGUAAGAGAACCCUAUUUAUUACAAGAACUAUGGGCUGUUGAAGAAAGCAGAUGUUUAGCAACAAAACAAAGACAUUACAGAAGUCCAUAAAUAUCAAUCUCUGUAAAUCAGUUGCAGCCCUAAUCUGACUUUGCUAUUCAUCUCCUCAUUAACCCUUAAAAUGUUUUUUUAUUUAUUGUAUACCAUGUUAGAGUAAUUACAGUGUAAUUACUCAAUAUAACAUGUAAACUUAAACUGCACUCACAGGAUGUUACUGCUGGCAAUAAUGCAACUUCUAAGAGUUAGGAAGGUGAUGUGUAAUGUGCCUGGGUUCAGUGUUUUGGAGCUAAAACUAAACUCUUCUGGACCAGGGCUAGAUAAGCAUGUUAUGGACAUGGUAUGGACUAUGUAGGCAGCUGGCCUGAAAACCACUACUGACUGUUAAACCUCUUGCUGCUGAUCUGUGUGAUUCUGUAUUAUAAUGAAAUAAGGUGUAUUCAGUAUGUGUUUGUUGAAUCUAUAAUUAUUAUGUUUAUUCAAAUUUAAUGUUUUAAUCAUAAAUAGAAAUUAAGUGUGUGGUCAAUAUUUACAAUUCACUUUAUCAGUAAAACCCCACAGUGCGCUUAUAGUUACUGUCCACCUAACUGGUCCAGUUUUAGAUUCUACACACAUCAGCUCUGACCCAGAAAUAUCAAACCAGGGGAUUUUCUAUGCUUCUAUUUUAAACAUAAGUGUGUCUGGGGGACAUGCUGUAAAUCUACACCUAUAUAGCUAUAGGGCCCACUCUAGAAUUGAAGGUACAUUUAAAAACUGUGUAAACAGUAAACUUAACCUGCUCAAACUAUUUAAACCAGCAACAGAGCUGACAGAUAACUUGCCAUUCUCUACCAUUUUGUGCCUUAACUCCAUAUACUAACCUCAUUAACAGCUGAAUUGGAGAUUUACCUAAAAUUACAAUACAAGAUUUGAGCUAUAAUUAAUUAAUUAAUUAAUAUACUGUUGGUGUAUCCUCAACAUUCUAUAUAAAUAAUAUUUCAAUUAUACGUUUGACAUAAAAAGUACUGCAUUGAACCAUAGUUCCUACCAUAAGAAAUGACAUCACAUUUAUUUAUUCAAACUGUUUGCAGAUUUUAUACGAUUUUGUAACAAAGGCAUUUUAUAACAGAAUUGACCCUAACAUUAAGACAGACUAUAAAUAGGAGUGUCAAAAUGUCCUGCUAAAUUAAACAUUAUAAAAACUGCAAAAACCUUAAAGAAUAGAAUUAACAUCAAUGUAAAACAAUAAAAUAAUAACUUCUAUUAACAUAUAUUGAUUUCCACCUUAACCCCUCUAAUGCAAAUUUCCUAUUUUGGAGAUCAGCAAUGCUAUAUACAUUAAACGUACAAAUGUUUGUAGAUAGCCCUUCCAAUGAAUGCAUAUAACUACUUUUAAUGCACUUAUUGUUGACACAGAUGUACGAAUGCACGCACAGCUUGUCCAGUCCCUGUUGGCAAGUAUUGGCAAUAAAUAUUCUCUGGAAUGAUGGUGCUACAGCUAAUACUUUUAGGGUGACUUGGGGAGUUGGGGAUGAUGAGGUGGAGGGGGUGAUCUUUUAACACUCUUCCAGGAUCUAGUAGAACGCUUUCCCAGGACAGUAAACAGUUACUACAGUUACUCCACCACAAACAGGUCAAACUCUAGAAGAUGUGUAGAAGAUAUGAUGUCUGUAGUGAAUUUAAUGUUAAAUUGAGGUUCAUAUUAGCGAAAUCACACUAGUUUAUAUAUGGAAAACGUUUCAUAUAUAGAGUGUAGAUUGUAUGAAAUGACCCAAUGCAACCAAUGGCAUUAAGAAUGAAUAUAUUGUAAUAUAUUGUAAUAUAUUUAAUGUGUUUUUAUGUCUGAGAAAUCUACAUUUCAUUGCAAUUAUAAAUAAACAUGACUGUAUAUUUGA